AACAUAAGUUUGGUCUAUCUUGUUGGAACAGCCCAUUUUUCGUCAAAAAGCCAGGAAGAUGUCUUGAAAACUAUUACCAGUGUUCAGCCUGAUGUUGUAGCUGUAGAACUUUGUGAAUCUCGUAUGUUGAUAUUAUCGAUGGAUGAAGAGAAAGCACUAGAGGAAAGUAGAAAUAUGGAUUUCAAGAAGAUUCUUCAUUAUAUGAAAGACGUUGGAACUAUACAAGGUAUAAUCCAAGUUGCGAUGAUUUCAUUAUCAGCUCAUAUUACUCGAAAACUUGGUAUGGCUCCUGGAGGCGAAUUUCGAGCCGCUUAUGCUGCCUGUAAAACUGUUCCUGCAUGCCGUUUUGUUCUAUGUGAUCGGCCUAUCCAGAUUACGUUGAAUCGUGCCGUAGCAUCAUUAUCUAUAUUUCAAAAAAUGCGUCUAUUCGUGCAAUUACUUCGAUCGAGCAGAGCCGAUAUAACAGCAGAAGAAGUAGAAAAAGCCAAAGAAGGCGAUGUGCUUGAUAAAAUGUUGAAAGAAAUGUCAGAACAAUUUCCUACGCUAGCAAAGACCUUAAUUGAAGAACGUGAUCUUUUUAUCAUUCUCAUUUUUGUUUUUUUUUCAGUUAAAUGGCAAAAGGUUGUUGUUGUUGCUGUUUUGGGUAUGGGUCAUAUUCCUGGUAUUGUUGCUAAUUGGGAAAAGGAUAUCAAUAUUCGUCCACUUUACGAGUAA
This is a messenger RNA of Dracunculus medinensis (Guinea worm), 714 nucleotides long. NCBI's taxonomy places the organism in Eukaryota, Metazoa, Nematoda, Chromadorea, Rhabditida, Dracunculidae. The record is from the annotation of a GenBank genome assembly.